Molecule: messenger RNA, 3254 nt
Organism: Theobroma cacao (cacao)
Lineage: Eukaryota; Viridiplantae; Streptophyta; Magnoliopsida; Malvales; Malvaceae
Gene: EOL2
Product: ETO1-like 2
Biological process (GO): negative regulation of ethylene-activated signaling pathway
Molecular function (GO): protein binding
Source: RefSeq, a predicted model, not a curated record
AUGCGUGGCAUUAAGCUAAUAGAAAGAUUCAAAAGCACUCAAGUUCAUGCCUUGAAUCCACCAGAUACCACUGUUGUUAACACCACUGGCUCUUCUUCCACAGCAGGUAAGCUUAAUAAUCAUAGAGUCAAAUUUAUAGGGUCAAAACUCAAAUCCAAUAAAGCCAGUUCUGUCUCAGCAGCUAAAACUCUGCUUCCUUUUGGACUCCCUCGAGCUGACCUUCUUGAACCACCCAUAGAACCUCACUUAAAACAAAUUCAAUUAGUAGAAACCUUAGCUGAUCUUUACCGCCGGUUCGAAACUUGUUUAGAAUCAGAGAAAUCAUUGAUAUGCAUUGAACAGUACUCAUUUUUGGGUAGCCUCGGUGAUCUUAAGUUACUGAGAAGGUGCCUCCGUGUUGCAAGGCAACAUGCCUUUGACGUGCACUCAAAGGUAGUUCUAUCAGCUUGGUUAAGGUAUGAGAGGAGAGAAGAUGAGCUUGAUGGCGUAUUUCCCAUGGAUUGUAGUGGGUUCAUUCUUGAAUGUCCCAAGGCUGCUCUGGUAUCUGGGUACGAUCCAAAUACAAUUUAUGACCACUGCAAGUGUUAUCAAGAGUGUACCAAGUCUGCUGAUGCGCAAAUCUCUAAGGGGAAUGAGUGUUUGACAUUGGAAGAAGAUAGUGAUAUUUCCUUUUAUGUUUGCAAUGAGGAGAUAAAUUGUAUUCGAUUUAAGAUUGCUGCACUUUCCAGCCCAUUUAAGACAAUGCUAUAUGGGAGUUUCAUAGAGUCAAAAAGUUAUAAAAUUGAUUUUUCUCAAAAUGGUAUCUCUGUAGAGGGAAUGAGAGCUGUGGAUUUGUACAGUAGGAAUAGGAGGGUGGAUUUGUUUUCUCCUGAGAUUGUUCUGGAGCUCUUAUCUUUUGCAAAUAGGUUCUGUUGUGAGGAAAUGAAGUCUGCUUGUGAUAUUCAUUUGGCUUCUUUAGUAAGCUGUAUAGAGGAUGCAUUGGUCCUUAUUGAAUAUGGGUUAGAGGAAAGGGCAAAUGUUCUAGUAGCUUCAUGUUUGCAGGUGCUGCUAAGAGAGCUCCCAAGUUCUCUUUAUAACCCCAAAGUGAUGAAAAUAUUUUGUAGCUUUGAGGCAAGGGAGAGAUUGGCAUCAGCUGGGCACGCUUCUUUCUUCUUGUAUUAUUUCCUAAGCCAGGUGGCUAUGGAAGAAAAUAUGGUGUCAAAUGCAACAGUGAUGUUGUUGGAAAGGUUGAGAGAAUGUGCCACAGAAAAGUGGCAGAAGGCUCUUGCUUUGCAUCAACUGGGUUGUGUGUUGCUCGAGAGAAAAGAGUAUAGAAGUGCUCAAUAUUGUUUUGAAGCAGCUACAGAGGCAGGUCAUGUUUAUUCAUUAGCUGGUAUGGCAAGAUCCAAGUACAAGCAAGGGCAACAGUAUUCAGCCUAUAAGUUGAUGAGCUCACUUAUCUCUGAGUAUAAAGCAGUUGGGUGGAUGUACCAAGAACGGUCUUUGUAUAAUGUUGGGAAGGAUAAGAUUGCUGAUUUGAACAUUGCAACUGAAUUGGAUCCCACCUUGUCAUUCCCAUAUAAAUAUAGAGCAGUCUCAAAGGCAGAGGAGAAGCAAACUAGGGCUGCUAUUUCAGAGAUUGACAGAAUCAUUGGAUUCAAGCUUGCACCAGACUGCCUAGAAUUGCGAGCUUGGUUCUUCAUAGUAAUUGAGGAUUAUGGAAGUGCUUUGAGAGAUAUUACAGCACUGUUAACUUUGGAGCCAAAUUACAGGAUGUUCAAUGAGCAAAUAAGCGGGGAUGAUUUGAUUGAGCUCCUAAACCAUAAGGUUCAGCAGGGAAGUCAGGCUGACUGCUGGAUGCAGCUUUAUGAGCGAUGGUCUUCUGUAGAUGAUAUUGGCUCUCUAGCUGUCAUUCACCAGAUGCUGGUUAAUGAUCCUGGAAAAAGCCUCCUGAGGUUUCGGCAAUCUCUGCUUCUUUUGAGGCUAAAUUGUCAGAAGGCUGCUAUGCGAUGUUUGCGAUUGGCUCAUAAUCUUUCUAGUUCUGAGCACGAAAAGUUAGUUUAUGAAGGAUGGAUUUUAUAUGACACUGGCAAUCGGGAAGAAGCUCUUGCUAGAGCUGAGAAGUCCAUAUUGAUUCAGAGGUCAUUUGAAGCCUUUUUCCUGAAAGCGUACACAUUGGCAGAUUCGAGUCUGGAUCCUGAAUCUUCUUCUUAUGUCAUUCAACUUCUGGAGGAAGCCCUUAGAUGCCCUUCUGAUGGUCUUCGGAAAGGACAAGCACUCAAUAAUUUAGGCACCAUCUAUGUGGAUUGUGGUAAACUGGAUCAAGCUGCAAACUGCUAUAUGAAUGCUCUUGAAAUCAAGCAUACAAGAGCUCAUCAAGGGUUAGCACGUGUAUAUUUAUUAAGAAAUCAGCGAAAAGCUGCAUACGAUGAGAUGUCCAAGCUAAUAGAGAAGGCACAUAAUAAGGCCUCAGCAUAUGAAAAGCGAUCUGAAUAUUGUGAUCGUGAGAUGGCAAAGAAUGAUCUCAACAUGGCAACAAAACUGGAUCCACUUAGAACAUACCCAUACAGAUACAGGGCAGCUGUGCUAAUGGAUGACCAAAAAGAAACUGAAGCAGUUGAAGAGCUUUCAAAGGCCAUAGCUUUCAAGCCUGACCUGCAAAUGCUUCAUCUUCGAGCAGCAUUUUACGAGUCAAUAGGUGAUCUCAACUCGGCUCUCUGUGAUUGUGAAGCAGCUCUCUGCUUGGACCCAAACCAUAUGGAUACUCUUGAUCUGUAUAACAGAGCACGGGACCGAGCCACCCAUCCACAAGAAAAUGUGAGAGGCAUGGGGAGUUAGUUGUCAGCAACAAGGAAAAGAAUCAUGGAGUCUUUUCACAUAGCUUUGUUUCCUUCCUGGAAAUGAUGGGCUUGUAAGCAUGUAGCUGCUGAAUGACAAUGGUUAUUAAGACCAUGAGAGUUGCGUGUAAAUAUGAGCAUUAUGGAACUAACGAUAUGGUGAAAUAGAACACGCAGCCUAUCCUCCAUCUUCCUGGAAAUCAUUAGUUUCAUGCGACAGAAUUGAUUCUUCAUGAUAGUGGCAAGAGAUGCAGGUUAAAGAGUUUACAAUGUUGUAACUCUAGUCAUUGCUUACAAAAAAAAAAAAAAUGGUAUACAGUUCACCAAAUAUCUUAUCAUUCGAGAAGGACUUCUUGUCAUUACUACUCUUAAAUCGUCUUGUACAUGAACAAGAUUUAAACAGGCUUAAAUCUCAUUUUAGCUUGUAAUUUUUGGUUC